CAAAAGUGGAUAAUGGACGAAAGAUGAUAGCUUUAUUUAUUGUUUUAUUCUCAUGCGUUGUGUUGGUAAUCGGGAAUCCUCUAACACAACUGCUGCCACUUUUGUCAUCUCAGAAUUACAAUCAAAAUAACUUCAGACAACCUCCAAGCGUGCCCUACCCACCACAGAUAUCAAGCUACAACACUCCUUAUUCACAACAGCCAGCAAGCAAUAACAAUCUUUAUCUUCAACAACUUUUAAAUCAAAAUCAAAUACCAGCUAAUAAAUGCCCUUGCAACCAAUUGCAACAAAAUACGGUAACAGCAAGUCCAAAAGAAAAUGUAAUAAAUCAACUAUAUCUUAAUAAAUUAACAACAAAUCCAGUAAUGCAAAGAAUUUUAGGCGCAAAUGGAAAAUAUAUACCAAAUGGCAUAGAAAUUCCUACACAGCCAACUAAUGUGCCUAAUACUGGUGUAGCACCAAAUAUUGUGAAUAAUUAUUAUAUCUUAUCGCCAGAAUAUUUGGAUGCAAUUGAACAAGACAUAAAUGAACACUUUAAACCAUCAAGACAUUUUCAAAGGGAAGAACAUGUAAAUUAUAAUGGUAAAAUGCAUAGACCUCCACACAGUAGCAGUAGACAGUCUGAAAGCGUUAGACCGAGGAAAAAAUCUAAUACACGUAUACAUGAAAAUUCAGAAAAAAAUCAUGACCAUAAUUCUAGAUCUAGAAACAGAGAUAUAAAUCAUAGAGGAGAAACCGGUAAACGUAAAGCUGGAAAAAAUGACAAAACUAAACAUGUUGGUAGUAAAAAAAAUGCAACAGAAAGAAAUAGGCCAUCCAAAACACGUAAUAUGGACAAUAACGAAAAUAUUCGCAACAGUAGUAAAGAUAACGAACAACAAGAUUUCUUAGGAAAUGAACCAUCAGCAAGUCCUGAUGUCAAUGAAUCUCCUGAUAUUAUUUCAAAGCCUGAUAAUUUGCCUUCAAAUAUGAAUGAUGAGAAAGAUCAAUUGUCUGUUGAAAAAACUACAGUUUCAUCAUAUGAAGGUGACAAACCGAAAAAUAAUAAAAAAAAUAACAAGAUUGACAAUAACUCGAGAAAAAGUAGAGAUGAUAUUGUAAUUAGAGAUAUACACAGAAAAUUUCCCGGUAUUCCAGAAGAAGUAAUUAGAAAGUUACUAACAUACUUACGGCGUCAGUGCACAAAUCAACAGUUGGGUAAAUCUCGUUCUUCAAAGAAUGCUCAGUCACUUAAAACUGAAAGUAGAAAAAGUCAUGGAGGCGAAAUUAGAAACAAGUCAGGUAAUUCUAAUAGAAGAAAACGUAAGAAACAAAAAGAAAAUACAAAAACUACUUUUUCAUACAACGAUGAAAUAUUUGAUACAAGUUACACUACUACAGACAUAAACUUAUCACCAUCAUCAACAACUGACAAAAUCAUAGAUUACGAUGAAACUACUGAUCAAAAAUUGACAAAAAAUGUUACAGAAGUAUCAUCAACUAUAGAAUCUGUGGAUUUAUUAACAACUACACAAGAUCCAAAUAUUUAUGACAUUAUGAAAACAGUUCCAAUAGAAACUACUACUGAAACUUAUAAUUUAGAUACUAAAAUACCUAAAUUGGGCGAAGAAGAUGCCAUUGAUGAAGUAGAAAACUUUGUGGUUGAUUAUUAUCCUAAUUUUACCAUGGACAAUACAAAUACAGAGAGUGACGACGAUUAUAUAAGAAAUCACAGAGAUAACAGACAUUUUUAUGGAUCUGAUAGAAAUGAUCGAAAACGAAUAAAUAGAGAAAAGUUACAAGGUGCUAAUGAACUGUUUAAUGAUGUUAAAGUAACAAACAAUAAUAAUUAUUACCAUAAACAUUAUGAUCAAAAAUAUAAUUCUGAAUCAACUACGAACACAAUUGAGAAUGAAGAAAAAACUUCAACUGAAAUGAACAACGACUUAAAUGAUGCAACUGUGACGGAAUAUAUAGUUUUUCAAACACCACCUGUUUUAGAGAAUCCCAACUUUCAAACCAGGCAAGUGGAUAUAAAAUCAAUUAAUAAUGACUAUAAAAAUUAUUACCACCAUGAAUUUCCACGGGAUAGCCAUGAAAUUAUUAAUAUUUAUUUAGGUAAUUCAAAUGAUAAGCUAUCUUCUUAUUCUGAUACAAAAGCCAUGCAAUUUAUUGAUUCUAAGCACAAUAAAGUUACACCUAAAGAGGACAUAAACGUUGAUAUAGAAACGGUAUUUGCCAAAUCUAAAGUUGUCAAAUAUGGCCAUAAUCAGGAUCCGUUGAAAGAAGUUACAACGACAGAGAAAAUUAAUAUUAUACAAAAUAACAAACCAGUCUUAGUGUUUGCAAAAUCGAUGACAUCUGAAGAUCCUUGGUAAUACAAGGAAUGAGAAAUAAUAAUAUGAAUUAAUUAUUUGUAGAAUAAAUAGAAAAUUGUGCUUAAAAUUUGACUUUUUAUUUAUUUAUUUAAUACUCUAUUGUAUACAUUCAUUAUAUAUAAAAAUAUGACAGAGGUAAUUAAAUGUACAAAGGCGAGUCUGAAAGAGUUCUCUUCCAGCAACACCCAAAGUGGAAAGAAGCAUCAAUGUCAAGGGGUAGAGCGGUGUACAACAUUGUGACAAUUUUCAAACAAGAAUUAGACAAAUUUAAGUUUAUACAUAACUAAUUAUAUAAUGUUUUAUUUAUUACUUUAUUAGAAUGUACUUGUUAGGUAUUCUUAUUUAAAUAAUC
This is a messenger RNA of Galleria mellonella (greater wax moth), 2709 nucleotides long. RefSeq names its product probable cyclin-dependent serine/threonine-protein kinase DDB_G0292550. Bases 24 to 2357 code for a protein of 777 amino acids. The transcript has 2 exons. NCBI's taxonomy places the organism in Eukaryota, Metazoa, Arthropoda, Insecta, Lepidoptera, Pyralidae. The record is from RefSeq and is a predicted model, not a curated record.